CUGGCCAGGACUGUCAGAAUUCGGGUUUUCAGAUUCACUUCAUCUUCAGUCAAUCACUUUCACCUUCAUCAGGGUCGCUCUCGUGAACGUUCGCAGAGUGCACUGCGACGCUCUUCAGCUGGAUAAACAACUGCCAGUUUUCUUGCGCAUGGGGCGCAUGCGGUGCAAGGGCAGUUCUCUUGUGUGACCGCCCACUUGAUUCAUCCCACGACCCGGCCCUCCCCAACCUCCCAAUUUCUCCAGACCAUCUCCCAACCUCAGCUUUCUUCACCACUAAUAGACAGCAUACAAGCAACGUCCAGACCAAUAGCAAUUGUGUCGACCUGCCACUCCCAACACGCUAUCGCACCCCCAUCUCUAGCGCUCUCAGCCAUUUAACCCAACCUCUCGCUCACCAACACCACCCGUCUCUCCUCUUCUAGAAAUGUUCUUCAAACGACGCUCUCGAGCUAAUAGCUACAUUGAUAACGACGCUCCACCUCGCUCACAGUCCUACGACGAUCACGACGCAAGGCCUGGCUCCUCUCGCAAUCAACCACCGGUCGCUUCACCUACCGAGGAGAAGGAGAUGUACGCCCGCCAGUCAGCUCCGCAGGAAGGCUAUGCCAGUGCCAUGCAGAAUACGGGACACAAUGCGAUGCCCUCGGUGGCUCAUUCUGCUCCACCAUCGACGACUGUGAAGACGGAGCCGAUGCCCGACCUGCUCGCCCAAGCGUUUAAUCAGGCGGUGCGACCGUAUACUGAAAAGAUCGAGCAGCUCCAGAACCAGCUUGCUGACCUCCAGGCUUGGGUGGAGCAGCUAGAGCAGCAGCGAGCUGAAGUUCACAGCUGGAUAGAUAAGCGUGGUCUUCGACCUGAUGUUCCGCCCUCUAUCGCCAAAAUAAUGGACUCCACCACGUCAGACGCCGCUAUCACGCUUAAUGCCCAGCUCGACCGGAAAAUCACAAUAGUGAACUUCGACCUCCACCGGCUUCAAGAUGAUCUCAACGACUCCAUCUCUGCUGACCAUUUCGCUUCUGCGAUGCUCAAGUUUCUCCCGGAUAUCCAACGCUUGUCCCAGCUUCCAGGGGGUCCUCGACAUGCUUUCGACCUGGUCCUCAAGCUUGGCGGCAACCUGAACUCGCAUGGAGGCCUGGACAGCGGGGAUCCGACCGACAUCGCCGCUCGCAGGGACUUCUACGGCAGGCUUGAUACCGCUAUGGUCGAUGUUGUUCAGCGUCGAUUUGGUGAGGGUGAGGAUUGGAAUGUACAAAGGGAAAUCAAGCGGAUCGAGAAGACGGCCAGCUAUCUUAAGACUUUUGGGGUAGAGCCAUACUUCCCCGCUACCCUGGAUCUCAUGAGGAGAGAGCUCGAAUUCCAAGGCCGAGCGCCACCACCUUUGGCUAAUGGCCAGUCGAGCCCGCCGCGAUACCACUGAUCUUUCCUUGCAGCCAACGAACUGCGUAUCGGACAAUACGCCUCUCUUCUUCAAGAGUUUGCAUAGCCUUGGCCUAUGCUUGGGACGUAGUGUUCUUUCCGUCAUAGUGGAUGCUUCUGCUCUCUCAUCAUCCUGAUAUCCCGAACCUCUUCCUUGAAUGGUGCCGGGUUUCUUGUUCUUCAACGUCACCGUUGCAGUAAUUUUAGCAGCGUAGCGGGAAUGACUGUAAUUGAUACUGACACGACACGAAUCUCCUUGUAAACAUGGGCGAGAGGAUGGGACCUGGCCGAACUGUCUACGGUGCUGGGGAACUGCGCCGGGGAACUGCGCCAUUGAUUGUGCAUAAAGGUACCUUCAAGCAGACAGUGAUACGUAUAUUGAAUGGGACAACUACUGUAUAAUCUCAGUAAA
This is a messenger RNA of Westerdykella ornata, 1828 nucleotides long. RefSeq lists its product as uncharacterized. The transcript has 2 exons. The record is from RefSeq and is a predicted model, not a curated record. Lineage: Eukaryota; Fungi; Ascomycota; Dothideomycetes; Pleosporales; Sporormiaceae. Bases 425 to 1417 code for a protein of 330 amino acids.